CAGUGAUUGUGCAUCUUAUUCAUUCACAAGAUGUGGAUGCCACUCGUAACACCAUCAUCAUUGUCCAUCCCUCGUUGCCCUUGAGAAAGUGAUGGUGACUGGAAUCAGAAUUCCUCUUGAUCUGACUCCUCCUAGGAAGCUAUACUCAACUGGGAAGCUCAUAACCACCAACCCUACCAUCUAUCAACGACUCCUGUAUUUUCAAACCAUGAUUCAAUUGCUACUGACUAACUGUAACAAUUAGAGCAUUCUGUGACAUGGAGCACGAACAUAUAGCUUGCAAUACAGUGCAAUAUCUUGAAGGCUGGAUUGAUGUGCUUGGGAAUGGCCUGCUGAAGAAAACAACUCUCAAAUCCAGCAGUAAUCAACCUGACAACCCACAAGCUGGCCAAAAUGUCAAUAUCUGGAUAAGGACAAUGCUUGAAAAUAGGAAAGAUAUUGAAGCCCCCAAAUAUCUUAACUUCAUGAUAGGUAGUGGUGAUGUUUGUCAGGCACUUGAGAUCUGUGUUCCUUUGAUGAAGCUAGAAGAAACUAUUUUGAUCCUUGCUGAUGUGAGAUUUUGUUCCCCAAAUGAAGAAUGCCAGCCACCAGGAUCUCGACUUCUUCUUGAAGUGCAACUCCUGUCAAUCAGUGGCACUCGUAUAAAGGAUCGAACAGAGGAAGAGCAGUUGGAAUUAAUCAAUAGAGAGAGGGAAAAGGGCAAUAACCAUUUCCAAAAGAAGGACUAUCAACUGGCACUCUUUACCUAUACUUGUGCGUUGAAGAUUAUAGAGUCAAGUUCCGAAGGUGAGAUAAGACGUGAACAAAAGGAUAUGCUACUUGAUGAGAAAGUGAAAUGUUAUAGCAAUAUGGCAGCUUGUCAUUUAAAGACAGGAAACUUAAAGGAGACAAUCUCUUGCUGUGAUAUUGUCCUGCAGCAUCGGCCUCAUCACUGCAAGGCAUUAUUCAGGAAGGGGAAGGUGUUAGCAAUGCAGCAAAUAUAUCCCCUUUCUAUUGUCUUCCUAAAGAAAGCCUUAGCUGUUCAGCCAGAGCACCCGGAAAUUAAAGAUGAAAUUAAAACUAUUAUUACCACAUGGAAAAAGCAGAGAAUAUCUGGUAUUACUGAGAAAUUUGGACGUGGCAGCUCAAAACGACCAGUCAACAGGCAGAGAUCAUUUCAGAAUAUAAAUUGGAAGUGGACAAUAGGAAUUUCUGCUGUUGCACUGAGUAGUAUAAUUCUAUAUAAAUGGAGAUGAAUCGUACUGAGAAUGCAGACCACGUUUCAGAUUAAAAUAAGAAUUUGCUUCAGAUAUUGCUGGAGUUGAGAUACCUACAAACA
Rhincodon typus (whale shark) is the source of this 1318-nucleotide messenger RNA. Its product is annotated as peptidyl-prolyl cis-trans isomerase FKBP8-like. The record is from RefSeq and is a predicted model, not a curated record. Bases 258 to 1235 code for a protein of 325 amino acids. The transcript is spliced from 10 exons. Gene Ontology annotation, molecular function: protein binding; peptidyl-prolyl cis-trans isomerase activity. NCBI's taxonomy places the organism in Eukaryota, Metazoa, Chordata, Chondrichthyes, Orectolobiformes, Rhincodontidae.